This is a messenger RNA of Echinostoma caproni, 513 nucleotides long. The record is from the annotation of a GenBank genome assembly. Lineage: Eukaryota; Metazoa; Platyhelminthes; Trematoda; Plagiorchiida; Echinostomatidae.
ACAGACUUCGGAUUUGCCAAAAAAAUCGGGUUUGGCUGUAAAACAUGGACAUUUUGUGGUACUCCGGAAUACGUGGCACCGGAAAUCAUUCUGAACAAAGGACACGAUUUUGCGGUGGAUCUUUGGUCCAUGGGGAUAUUAAUCUUUGAACUGCUGACUGGAACCCCACCAUUCAACUCUUCAGAUCCAAUGCGAACGUACAAUAUCAUCUUGAAAGGUAUCAAUGCGAUUGAAUUUCCGAAGAAAAUCAGUCGAAACGCCCAAUGUCUCAUAAAAAAACUCUGUCGAGAAAAUCCCACGGAACGGCUCGGUACAAGACAUGAAGGUAUCAUGGAGCUACAAAAACAUGUUUGGUUCGAGGGAUUCAAUUGGAGCGGUCUACGAGCGCAAACCUUAAUUGCCCCUAUCAUUCCCAAAGUUGCUUCAGCCACAGACGUUUCAAACUUCGAUCGAUACACCGAGGAUACCGAAUUGGCUCCGGAGGAUCUAUCCAAUUGGGACCGGGAUUUCUAA